CUGCCCAUGCAUUCCAAGUCCAGCUCAGGGAUUGGGCCCAGUGAGGAGGAGGAGAAUAUAUUCACAGUAUUGGAUGAGCCACCCCCAUUGCCCCUGCAGCCGCCAGUGGGUGAAGCAGAACUAGAGAUGCCUGUGCCUGACAUCAAACCAAAGAGAAAAUUCAUCCCUGACUCUUGGAAGAAUUUCCUAAGGGGCCGCCGUGGGCGUACAAGACAGAUAUCCAACUUGUACCCAGUGUGGGGAGCAGAGCAGUACUCACCUCCAGUGUCACCCCUUCUGAGCCGGCAGCGGACUGCAUCGCCAGGCAGUGACAGCUCAGAGGAGGACUCUCAGCAAACAGUCAAAGGUCCGCACCCAGGUAUGGCAGACUGGGGAGCGAGACAGGGAUCAGCAACCAUAUCUCAGAGUGAUCCCACAGAGAAACAGCCCGAGUCAGCCCAGAGUUACACGGAGAUGAUCCACGUCUACCAACUCAAACACGCAUACAUGAAGUCUUGGCCAGGAUUACUGCGAGUACUGGGGGUGAUGGAGCUGAUCUUUGGAGCAAUGGUGUUCGCUUGUAUAUGUGCAUACAUUCAGAAAGAUAACCAAUGGUACAAUGUCCUUGGGGGAUCUUUCCCCAGCCUUGGGCUUGGGGACAAUUAUUACUACAGUGGACCCAAAACCCCUUUUGUCCUGGUCAUGGCUGGUCUCGCCUGGGUAGUGACAGUGGGCCUCCUCAUCCUGGGACUCACAUUGUAUUACAGAACCAUUCUCCUUGACUCCCAUUGGUGGCCACUGACUGAAUUCAUUAUAAACACUUGCCUUUUCUUUUUGUACAUGGCAGCUGGCCUGGUCUACGUCACUGGUUUCAGUCUCGGGGGUCUGUGCUACACCAUGAUAGCCAACAGCCCCCUGUAUUACCAGCUGUGCCGUGUGGAGAGCGGGCAAAUUGCAGCAGCUGGCUUCCUGUUCAUCAACAUGCUCCUGUACCUGGUCAGCGCAGUCAUAUGUCUAAAGGUGUGGCGUCAUGAACUGAGGAGAAAGGCAAGAGAAGCCUUUAGGAACAAGCGUAAGACAGCUGCAGUGCUGAUGGAACAGAAGCGGCCAUUCUCAUUCAAGCACAUACCCUUCAGGAGGAACACACUUCAGCCCCAGGAGGAGAUGGCCACCAGAAAUAUCCAGCUCCACUCCGGUGGUCCAGGGACCCUCAACAAAUCCAUUCCAGCUGGACAUGUCCCAAAACCCCUCAUCAUUCCUGAUUAUGUAACGAAGUACCCAAAGAUUGAGUCUGCAGAAGAACGGGAGCGAUAUAAAGGAGUGUUUAACGACCAAUAUGCAGAAUACAGGGAACUACACACUGAGGUACACCUGGCCAACAAGAAAUUCCAAGAGCUGAAGGCUCUCAUUGAAAAACUGCCUCGCUACACCGAGAGUUCAGAGGAACACAAACGAAUAAUGAAGAUCCUUAAAGAUUACAAGGAGAAAACCAAUGACCCUGCUUUCAUGGAGAAAAAAGACCGAUGUACGUAUUUGAAGAAUAAACUCUCCUACAUCAAACAGCGAAUCCAAGAAUAUGAUUCUGAAUGGAGCUUCAAAGGCAAUAGUAUUUGCCUGGGACAUUCCAUCACCAUGUAUGAGAACCGACCCCUUGGGAGCCCUCCUGCCUACAGCCCGAGUAAUUUCACCCAACCUUUCCCACACAGAGCCUCCGUGGGGACUUAUGAAUAUGACAUGCGAUCCCCUCCACCAGGCUCAUAUUACAUUGAGGACAAGCCGCAACACUUCUACAAAUGGAGCUCCCCGCCAGGAAUCAUCCGUAUUUUAGAGGGCAUUGUCAUAAUCCUGUGUCUGGUCAUCUUUGCCUGUGUGGCAUCAACGUUGCAAUGGCAAUAUGGCUAUGGUUAUGGUUAUGGCAUGGGUGGCAUAGGAGGUGGGUACUACCCAGGAAUGGGAGGAGGAUAUUACCCUGGCAUGGGGGGGAGUAGCUAUUACCCAGGAAUGGGAGGGUAUGGCAAUGGAGGCCACACUGACCCCAGGGCUGCCACUGGCUUCAUGAUUGCAAUGGCGGCCAUUUCCUUUAUCGCUGUCUUGGCCUUCUUCAUCGCCAGUGUCAGCAAGUCCCAAAACUCCAGAACCCGUAAGUUUUAUCUGUUGUUACUGAUAUUCAGCGCUAUCCUGGGAGGCUUGGAGCUGAUUGCCAGCGUUGUAUACAUCAUGGGAGUUAAUCCAACAGCCGGGAGUGGAGGAUCCUUGUACUAUACCCAGAUGAGAAUGUUAUGCGCCCAGUUUUAUUCAUCUGGAGCUGGCAUGAUGUUGACAAACGAGUAUCUAUAUCACUAUUGUAUUGUGGAUCCUCAAGAGGCUGUGGCGAUUGUCUGCGGAUUCCUGGCGGCGCUGACGUUUUGUAUCAUUGCUUUCUUCGCUCAAAGAGUGCGGCAGAAAAUCUGGAAAUAUGGGAAACCGAAUAUCCUGUGGGAAAAGGGCUUCGCUGAUGAAGAGGUGGGGCCCAACGUGGAGGAAUGGGUGAAGACUGUUCCUGAAGGGGAUCAUGAUGAAAUCGAUACAGUUCAAUACUUUGAUAAACCAGCCAAUGGCAUCAAUACACUGAAUACUAAUGAGUAUAAUUCGCAGCCAGUUGCGUACAGUGUGGAAAGUCACAAUCAGUACCUUUCCUCCUCUUACCCCUCGAGGAACAUCAACUCAACUCCAUCUGAAGAUACAGCAAGGAAGCCUCCGGCUGGUCGAAAGAAGAAGUGGAGGAGACGUGGCAGAUCAGAGGUGGAGGAAUCUCAAUAUGAGACUGAUUAUACAACUGGAGCCGAAUCCGGUGAUGACAUGGAUGAUGAGGAAUGGGACAGUUUGUACCCUCCCAUAACCUCCGACCCCAUUCGGCAGGAGUACAAGCGGGAGUUUGACAAUGACCAUCGGGAAUAUAAACAGCUUUGUGCUGAAAUGGAUGAAAUUAACAAUCAGAUCAAUUUCCUGAGCAAGCGGUUGGACGUCUUGACUGAGGAUGACCCCAGCUAUGAGGGAGUUGCUGAGGAAUACAACAGAUUAAAAGACUACAAGAAGACAUCCGAGUAUCAGAGUAAACGACUGCAGGGCAAGCGCCUGAAGAGGAAGCUGUCCCACAUUAAGAGGAUGGUCAGCGAGUAUGAUCGCCAGCGAGAUUGAGAUUCAGAGAGGACUCAUCAUUCUUCAACCCUUUCUGUCUUUUCUCCUUCUCCAAUCUCCCAACCCCUAUCCACAGCCUACAAUGUGAAAACUCGGAAAAUCCUGCACAGCUUGGUGUAAGUUCCAAACUCCCACCAGAUACUGUUGGGGGAGAAUGAUCGGGACUGGGAUGUGACAGUAUUCACAGUGAGACAGAGCCAGCACCAAACCUGCAGCAGGGGAAGGCUGAUUAACACUGACUCCACUCCUACAUCUUGUUUCUAGACAGCUUUGCUCUGAGUGGCUGCGAAUCUAUAAUCUAUAUCCAAUACCUGGUCAAUCAAAGAACUGGCAGUUGACAGAAGACUGAAAGGAAACAUGAGAGGGGGCCUCCAACAGCUUUAAUCCAAUGGAAGAUACCACACAUGGGCCAUUCAAUCCUUGCUAUGCAACAAGCAUGAAAAGAUUAAAUUAUGUUACAUCUCUCCCCAUCUGCACAACAACAAUAUGCAUUUAUAUAGUGCCUUUAACAUCAUAAACCGCCUUUGGUGGCUUCAUGGUGAAUUUGCCCGACCACAGGAGGAGAUAUUUAAGAAGGGGGACAAAAAGCUCAGUCAAAGGGAGAGUUUUUAAGAGUUCUGUUUUUAAAGGUGGAGAGAGAGAGAGAGCAGAAAUUUUAGGAAUGGCAUCUCAGAGCUUAGGCCUAGAGCAAUGAAGCCUGGCCAUGGAUGGGGAAGUGGUGUGAUUUGGGGAUUGUCAGGGAACCAGAAUUAAAGCCAUGAGAAACCCCAAAGGAUUGUUGUGUGGUGAGGUCAGGACGGAAUUCAGAAAUAAGAGAGACUUUUCAAUUCAAAUCAUUGUUGGAGAAGGAGUCAGUGAAUGUCAGAGAUGGGUGAACAGGGCAUGCUGUUAAAGGUUAAAGUCAUGAGCUCAGGUUUAUACAGGGUGGAAGAUGGAUAUAUAGGAUAAUAGGGUAGGGGGGAAUGGGUGAGGAUGGGUUACCCUUCAGAAGGUUGGUAUGGAUGAGUUGGGCCAAAGGGCCUGUUUCCACACUGUAGAGAUUCUAUGAGAGAAUUGGAACAGUUAUAUCUAAAGGUGACAGGAGGUGAAAACAACUGCAUCAGCAGGAGAUGAGCUAAGGAAUGCUGAAUGUAAGCGAUGUGGUGGAAAUUUUGACAACGUCCCCUCCCCAGGUAAUCUCCAAUGUGGAUAGUCUCCUAGCAGGUGUCAUUCAGAUGUGGAAGUUCUGACUUAACCACAGACAGACAGUAUGGAAAGGGAUGGAAUCAGAGGAGAGGGAAUGGAGUUUAUGACAGGGAACCAAGAACCAUAGCUUUGGUUUUCCCAGUUGAAUAGAUGAAUGGUCCAUUCCCCAGUGGUCAGGCCAAAGACAGUUCCUGUAGAAGCUGAACCCAGAUGAAUCUAUUUAGAUUGUGGACAGAAUGAUACCUGACUUGCACCAGAGUAUCAUCAUUGUCCAUGUUGGAAGCUGUUCCCUGAAUCUUUACAAUCAGAAUAAUUCCAUCGAUCUCUCACCAGAGCUUUACUGCCAAUGAUAUGGGACAAUUACGUUGCAUAGUUUUUAUUGAUU
This is a messenger RNA of Hemiscyllium ocellatum (epaulette shark), 4726 nucleotides long. RefSeq lists its product as uncharacterized. The coding region runs from base 7 to 3156 and encodes 1049 amino acids. Gene Ontology annotation, biological process: bicellular tight junction assembly; positive regulation of transcription elongation by RNA polymerase II; snRNA transcription by RNA polymerase II. The transcript has 12 exons. The record is from RefSeq and is a predicted model, not a curated record. Gene Ontology annotation, molecular function: cis-regulatory region sequence-specific DNA binding. Gene Ontology annotation, cellular component: membrane; transcription elongation factor complex; bicellular tight junction. Lineage: Eukaryota; Metazoa; Chordata; Chondrichthyes; Orectolobiformes; Hemiscylliidae.